AAGGCUAGCCGCACAGCCGGGCCUUUCUUCCGUCACCUCAGGUGCUCCGCCCUUUGCUUGCAGUGCCGGUCCUGGCUCAGUCCGCUGGCCCGGAAGAGGAGGGACCGGACACCGCACCCAUCACCCUCGUGGCCGGCGGUCCGUGACGCACCAUGGGGUCUUUUGCGUCCAAGGCUGCCCUCAGGGCUACCACCGACGAGCCCACAGAACCCGAGCCGAAACACCUGGCAGAUCUAAUACAAUACGUAAACGAAACAAAUAUGAGUGUUGAACAUCUGGCUGAUGUUCUUUCUGAGAAGGCCAGGAGCAGCAGCUGGGUGGUAGUGUUUAAAGCCCUGGUCACUGUGCAUCACCUCAUGGUUCAUGGAAAUGAGCGUUUUAUCCAGCAUCUUGCAUCUAGAAGCUCUUUGUUCACUUUACACAACUUCCUGGAUAAAAGCGCGCUAGAAGGCUAUGCUAUGUCAACCUUCAUCAGGCGAUAUAGCAGGUACUUGAAUGAGAAGUCACUCGCAUGUAGACUGAUCACAUCUGACAUCACCAAAGCCAGGAGAGGGAUGGAUGGUAUGAUGAGAACUAUGGAUACAAAACAGCUGCUAAACACUCUUCCAGUUAUUCAAAUUCAGUUUGAUGCUCUUCUUAAUUUUAAUGCAAAUCCUGACGAGUUAACGAAUGGUAUAAUCCAUGCUGCUUUCAUGCUUCUCUUUAAGGAUUCUCUUCGCCUCUUUGCAGCCUAUAAUGAGGGGAUCCUUAAUCUGCUAGACAAGUAUUUUGAUAUGAGGAAAAGCCAGUGCGAGGAAAGCUUGGAUAUUUGCACCAAGUUCCUUGCAAGAACAACCAGGUUGGCAGAGUUCCUGAAAGUAGCAGAGGAAGUCGGAGUUGACCAGAAAGACAUUCCAUAUCUUACACAGGCACCCUACAGUUUACUUGAAGCCCUAAAACAGCAUUUAGCUUCUUUGGAAGAGAAAAAUGACGGUUUUCCUCCUUACAGUCUUCAGCGCGCAUUGAUUCCCCCCAUCCCAAAUAAUCCAGUUGUGAAAACUUCAACAAGCAGAGCUUGGUUCUCAGUCCGCAAACGUGUUGGAGCCAAACAGCAAGGUGGAAAAACCAUUGCAAACAAUCUGGAUGGCUUGCCUGCUAGCCUUGCAGGAAAUCUUAACUUCGGAGAAAGUCCAGUCAACAAAUCUGACAUGAAGUGGCCUCAGACUUCAGACAAGGAAAUUACUGGUGGAAUGAAGUGGCAGCUGAAUACCUACACGUGCACAUCAACCAUCUGGAACCAUGUUUCCAUUCCUCUGGUUCAAACUCCAGUGGGAGCUCCUUACCGAAUGGUACCUCAACCCACUAGUUAUACGCAACCAGGCUCAGAGACCAGCAAGUAACCCUUCUACUCCAUCCACAAGAAAUAAUACACAAUCCAUGUAGAAGUAUCAAAGCACAAAGAUUCAUAUUCAGAGGUGAAAAAAAAGGCGAUGAUCUCUCUAAAGCCUGAACUGAACCAUCCACAUCUGCCAAGUAAAGUAAACAUUCAUUUGAACCAUCA
Neofelis nebulosa (Clouded leopard) is the source of this 1540-nucleotide messenger RNA. Its product is annotated as phosphatidylinositol-binding clathrin assembly protein-like. NCBI's taxonomy places the organism in Eukaryota, Metazoa, Chordata, Mammalia, Carnivora, Felidae. Gene Ontology annotation, biological process: clathrin-dependent endocytosis; clathrin coat assembly; synaptic vesicle budding from presynaptic endocytic zone membrane. Gene Ontology annotation, cellular component: clathrin-coated vesicle; extrinsic component of presynaptic endocytic zone membrane; synaptic vesicle. The coding region runs from base 153 to 1379 and encodes 408 amino acids. Gene Ontology annotation, molecular function: 1-phosphatidylinositol binding; clathrin heavy chain binding; SNARE binding. The record is from RefSeq and is a predicted model, not a curated record. The transcript has 15 exons.